Molecule: messenger RNA, 2679 nt
Organism: Arachis stenosperma
Lineage: Eukaryota; Viridiplantae; Streptophyta; Magnoliopsida; Fabales; Fabaceae
Product: putative pentatricopeptide repeat-containing protein At1g12700, mitochondrial
Exons: 2
Coding region: 123-1823 (566 amino acids)
Molecular function (GO): protein binding
Source: RefSeq, a predicted model, not a curated record
CUCUGCACUCUGCAGCUGUGGUCACAUUUCACAAUGGUAGACCUUGCUCCUUGCUUAAGGGGUUGAAGCCUUGAAGGCAAGGCUUUGUGCCUUUGUCCCACUUUGACUACGGUAAAGGUACAAUGAGAAUCACAAGAAGGUGUGCGCGCGCAAACCUAUUCAGUUUGUUUCCCCCUGUUCCAUCCCGCAGGCUCUACCAUCUUCCUCCUUCACCCGUUGUUAAUGUCGAUGAUGCUGUUGCCUCUUUCACCACCCUUCUCAACAACCCCAAUCCACCUUCUCAACUCGAAUUCAGUAAGAUUCUUUCUUCUCUGGUUAAGAUCAAACAAUGCCCCACUGCUGUUUCCCUUUUUUGGCAAAUGGAAAAUAGGGGAAUCAUUCCUAGCCUUAUUGCACUCAAUAUAUUGUUGAAUUGUUUCUGUCAUUUGGGUCAUAUGGACUUCGCUUUUUCUGUUUUGGGUAAGAUUAUCAAGAUUGGUUAUGAAUUUGAUGUUAUAACUCUAACAACACUCAUUAAAGGGUUCUGUAUAAACGGCAAGGUUAAGGAAGCAUUAGCGUUUCAUGAUAGGGUAAGAGCGCUAGGGUUUCAGCUCAACGAGGUCAGUUAUAACACUUUGACCAAUGGGCUUUGUAAAAUAGGGCACACAGGAGCUGCUGUUAAGUUGCUAGAAAAAUUGGAGACACAGCCGGUAAAACCUAAUGUAGUACUGUACAAUACUGUCAUCGAUGCGCUGUGUAAAGAUGGGCUUGUAAUCGAGGCGAGUAAGUUGUUUUCUAAGAUGAUUUCAAGGGGGAUUUCUCCUGAUGUCAUCACUUAUAGUUCCCUAAUUCUUGGUUUUUGCAUCAUAAGUCGAUUAGAUGAAGCUGCUCAAUUGCUUAAUGAAAUGGGGAAAAAGGGCAUCGAGCCCGAUGUAUAUACCUUUAGUAUAUUGAUAGAUGCAUUGUGUAAGGAAGGGCGAAUCGGCGAAGCACAAAGUGUGUUGGAUAGGAUGUCAUCAGGAGGCCAUAAGCUGAAUGUUGUCCCUUACAAUGCUCUAAUGAAUGGAUACGUCAUAAGAAAUGAAGUCAAUAAGGCAGCUGAGUUAUUUGAUGAUAUGAUGAAAAGUGGUUUGGUUCCUAAUGUUAGGAGUUACAACACUAUGAUCAAUGGAUAUUGUAAGAAUAAGAGAGUGGAUAAAGCCAUAGAACUCUUUAAACAAAUGCGUCACAAAAAUUUGGUUCCUGAUAUUGUAACAUACAAUUCUCUUAUUGAUGGCAUGUGUAAAUCACGAAGAAUUUCCUGUGCACUGGGUCUUCUUGCUGAGAUGCAUGAUAAUGGUCAGUCUCCUAGUUUAAUAACUUUCAAUAUCGUGAUAGAUGGUUUGUGCAAAGUCCAACGUGUUGAUGAGGCAAUUGCGUUAUUCCGACAGAUUCUUGACAAAGGGAUUAGUCCGGACGUGGACACGUACAAUACUCUUCUUGAUGGGUUGUGCAAAUGUGGAAGAUUAAACAAUGCAAAAGAGUUUUUUCAACAUCUUUUGACCAACAACUAUUGUCUAGAAGUUAGGACUUAUAAUAUUAUGAUCAACGGACUUUGUAAAGAGGGGUUAUUUGAUGAAGCAAUAACCUUGCUCUCAAAAAUGGAAAGCAAUGGUUACCUGCCUGAUUGUGUAAGUUAUGAAACAAUUGUUUAUGCUCUUUUUGACAAAAAUGAUAAUGAAAGAGCAGAGAAAUUUCUUCGUGAAAUGAUAAGUAGAGGUUUGCUAAAGAUAGAGAAGGAUUGCAAGACUACGAUUCCAGUGGAAGUGGAUCGGAUCCUUAGAACAUCCAAAGGAAUCCAAUGACGUUGACAGUUCUCAUAUUUUCAUUAUCUCAGAUGGAUAUUCGAAAGAUAUGUGAAAAAUAUCUUUGAUCAUAAGGUUAUCAGCUUUAACAUAUGAAGGUCGGUAUUUGGUUGAAGAAAUUGGCUUGCAUAGAAACAUUAUUUCUGGCCACUGCUCUUUUUUAGCUAACCAGGCAUUAACCUGCUGGUAUCCUCUAGCCAGAAGUUAACGCCUAAUUCCUGAACCCGUCUGUGUUCACCUUUUAGGAGGUAGGGGGGCUGCUCAUCAAACCCUGUUGCAUAAAUGCCACUCCUAAAGAUCGAACCAGGAGAUGACAGUUAAGCAAUUCAAGAAAUUACUACUUUUGCUAGGUAUUGUGAUUCUUUUUGCUGGUCACUGCUCACGUGCCGUUGUUAGUAUUUUGUGCUCUCUUUGGAGAGACAGAUUCAAGGGAAUUCUGCACCUUCACUGUAAUAAUGCCUGACGCGAAACUUUUGUUGUUCUUAAUAGGAAUAAGUAAUUGAUUUAUUAAGCAAUACGAAGGGUUUUUGGGUUUUGUAAGCCGUAUCAAAAUGUUGGUUAAGCUGCUCUAGGAUCUUGAGUAGAAUACUUGCGAACUGGAGGAAUGCUGGAUUCGCAGCUGAUCUUACCGGAAACUUUGUCUUCCUUUUUUUCAGGUACUACAUCAGAGAUAUCGAAGUACCGGCAUUGUUGGAUCGUUUCUUAGAUUAUGAAACUGCUUUUUGUUUUAUGCUUGACGGCAAAGCAUUAAUGUAAUCAAGUAUUUUGGAGAUUCUGAUGUUAUCUUAAGCAUCCUAGGCUUGUGGUAGCUUUAACAAUGUAACCAACAAAGUUCAUGAGAAGGGAAGUUGAUGGU